Prionailurus viverrinus (fishing cat) is the source of this 2130-nucleotide messenger RNA. RefSeq names its product junction adhesion molecule like (gene JAML). Gene Ontology annotation, molecular function: cell adhesion molecule binding. The coding region runs from base 414 to 1721 and encodes 435 amino acids. Gene Ontology annotation, cellular component: membrane. Lineage: Eukaryota; Metazoa; Chordata; Mammalia; Carnivora; Felidae. Gene Ontology annotation, biological process: heterophilic cell-cell adhesion; neutrophil chemotaxis; monocyte extravasation. The transcript has 15 exons. The record is from RefSeq and is a predicted model, not a curated record.
CAGAGGACACCAACAUGCUGAUUUCUCUCUUGGGGAAUGUGUGCCUGAUGCCUUUCAAGACCCCACCCUCAGAGAGCUCUCUAGAAGGGGAGACAGCCCCUGCUCAGGUCUGGAAUAUGAGGCUCUCCUCGCCACUUCAGAACGCACGCAUUUGGUUUGCUCUGAGCCUGACCUUCUGUGCCGGCAGAAGUCUCUUCAGUCGGACUUGGGUACUGCAGAUGUAGCGCAGUUCAGUGCUUGGCUUCCCCUCGGUGCGCCUCAUCUUGGGCAAGGAAACUGAGGUUCCGCCAGGUCAACUGACUUCUCUGCAUAAGUGGGACCUAGGGUAGGACCUCCUUCAACAGUUUGACCCUGAUUUUCCAGAUGGAGGAUUUUGUUGUUUAGAACGCAGGUUGGAAAAUUGGAGAGCAGGCAUGUGUUGCCCACUGAAACUCCUCCUGAUGCCAGUGUUACUGGGGACCUGCACGGACAGCCAGAAUCAGCCAGCAAAGUCAGAGAGAAGCUUUUGUAAGGGAACUAAAGAGAAGAGGAGGGAAGCAAAGAAUACCUAUUAUUCCCUGGGCCUGAAUGACUUGAUUGUUUCCUCCCUUGAGCUAACGGUCCAUGUGGGUGAUUCAGCCCUGAUGGGGUGUGUUUUCCAGAGCACAGAAGAGAAACGUGUGACCAAGGUAGACUGGAUGUUCUCAUCGGGAGAGCACGCCAAGGAUGAUUAUGUGCUAUACUAUUACGCCAACCUCAGCGUGCCUGUGGGGCGCUUCCAGAACCGUGUGCGCUUGGUGGGAGACAUCUCACGCAGCGAUGGUUCUCUCCUGCUCCAAAAUGUGGAAGAGGCCGACCAGGGAACCUACACUUGUGAAAUCCGGCUUGAAAUGGAGAGCCUCGUGUUCAAGAAAGCGGUGGUGCUGCAUGUGCUACCAGAGGAAACCAAAGAGCUCAUGGCCCAUGUGGGUGAUUCGACUCAGCUGGGCUGUGUUCUCCAGAGCACAGGAGAGAAACGCAUGACCAAGGUAGACUGGACGUUCUCAUCAGGAGAGCAUGCCGAGGAGGAGGUUAUGUUACGUUAUUACUCCAAACUCAGGGUACCUGUGGGGAACCCCCAGAACCGGGGCCGCUUCCAGAACCGUGUAACCCUGGUGGGGGACACCUCCCGCAAUGAUGCGUCUAUCAUGCUCCAAGGAGUGCGGGAGUCUGACAGAGGAAGCUACACCUGCAGUAUCCACCUGGGGAACCUGACCUUCAAGAAGACCACCGUGCUGCACGUGAUCCUGAAAGAGCCCCGAACAUUGGUGACCCCAGCAGCCCUCAAACCUGAGAUCCUGGGUGGUAAUCAGCUGGUGAUCAUUGUGGGGAUUGUCUGUGGCACUAUCCUGCUGCUUCCCGUUCUGAUAUUGAUCGUGAAGAACACCCACAGGAAUACGAGCUCAGGAACGUCCACAACCCUGGUUAAAAGCCUGGAGAACAUACAGAAGGCUGAUCCAGAGUGUUAUGUCUCAGCAUGCCGGCCGGUGCUGGGCACGGAGCAGGGGCUCAGGAAAUCUUCAAAACAUGUUUACUCCUCAAUAACCACACGGGAGCUGAUGGAGGAAGAAGAAUCGAGUGGAAGGGCAGAGGCCACCUACAUGACCAUGCACCCAGUUUGGCCUUCUCUGAGGUCAGCCCCAAAUAACCCGCCUGAAGAAAAGUCAGCUGGGGGAAUCCCCAAACCAGAGCAAGCCUUUUGAGAAGAAAGGAGAAUUCCUUUUGUCCUUAGCAGUGGCACAGACUCUGUCCUCUGUGUGCCCCGAGUCCCUGUCCUGGUCAUUCCGGACCCCUGCCCCCACCCCAGCUGGUUUCCUGCCUCAUCGGUGAAAAGGCUGAAGAAGGAGGGUUCAGAACCUGGCAGAAAGACGGGACAGCUCGGGAGGAACGGGCUUCGAUGGAGAGAAGCAUGGCGGCGUUCUUUCCGGAGCGGGACACUGGCCCUGGGGACCCUGGCCGAGCCGCCGCAGUGGCCUCCUGCAUUCCAUCAGGUCCUCCCCUUGGAUGUUGGUCUCCAUGGAUGGGUUACUGGGAAGAAUCACAGAAAUCAAAACCAACCCAAAUGGUUCCUUUGGCAAAUUACCCCUAAAUAAACGUGGCUUGUGGAAAUCA